GAAUCUGAUGCGCAGGAUGAAGCAUACAAACGUAUUGGACUGCAUCGCUAUCUGCCAUGGGCCGCCCGCGUGCAUUGUCAUGGACGUCAUGAUCCUCGGCGACAUGCACACCUACCUACGCUCGCAAUUCGAUCGCGACGAACCUGUGACGGUGGGUGAGAAGUACUUCUUCGCGUACCAGAUAGCCAGUGGGAUGGCGUAUCUCGCCAAAGAAGGUCUUGUGCACAGGGAUCUGGCCACAAGAAACUGCAUGCUCACACGCGGGUCGGAGAGCACCUUUGGUUAUCCGACUGUGAAAGUAGCGGAUUUCGGGCUGUCCCGCACACUGGACCAAGACAGCAGCUUCUAUGUUAUGGGCUCAGCAACAGAACUCCCCGUUAGGUGGCUAUCCCCACGUGCUAUGUUGGAG
This is a messenger RNA of Sphaeroforma arctica JP610, 409 nucleotides long. RefSeq lists its product as hypothetical. The record is from RefSeq and is a predicted model, not a curated record. The annotation marks the transcript as partial. Gene Ontology annotation, cellular component: signaling receptor complex. Gene Ontology annotation, molecular function: transmembrane receptor protein tyrosine kinase activity; ATP binding. Gene Ontology annotation, biological process: multicellular organism development; positive regulation of kinase activity; cell surface receptor protein tyrosine kinase signaling pathway. The transcript is spliced from 3 exons. Lineage: Eukaryota; Ichthyosporea; Ichthyophonida.